Molecule: messenger RNA, 4645 nt
Organism: Chionomys nivalis (European snow vole)
Lineage: Eukaryota; Metazoa; Chordata; Mammalia; Rodentia; Cricetidae
Gene: Pcsk2
Product: proprotein convertase subtilisin/kexin type 2
Exons: 12
Coding region: 344-2257 (637 amino acids)
Biological process (GO): protein processing
Cellular component (GO): Golgi membrane; trans-Golgi network
Molecular function (GO): serine-type endopeptidase activity
Source: RefSeq, a predicted model, not a curated record
GGAAUUGGAGCCGAGGAGGAGCUGAAAAUGCAGAUUUAGCAUCAAGCACAGACAUACACUAGCUCUUUCUCUCGGGUACACAUAGCUCCGCACAUUCGCACCCCUGCCAGCCAGCCCGGCUGCGCGACUCCUCGGCUUCCCUGGCAGCCAGCUGCUGGUGGACAGCGCACAGAUUUGCUGCUUGUCAAGCUUCUCUUUUGCCUCUUUUGCUAUAAAAAGAUUUUUAAAAAGAAAAACAGAAACAAAAACUACAUACCUAUUUUUUAUUUGCAUCUUCCCUCCUCGUCCCCUUGCUCCACCCGCCUGCGCGCUUCGCAGCCCCACUUUUCACUCCCAAAGAAGGAUGGAGGGCGGUUGUGGAUCCCAGUGGAAGGCGGCUGGGCUCCUCUUCUGUGUCAUGGUUUUUGCGUCUGCCGAGAGACCCGUCUUCACGAAUCAUUUUCUUGUGGAGUUGCAUAAAGACGGAGAGGAAGAGGCUCGCCAAGUUGCAGCAGACCACGGCUUUGGAGUCCGAAAGCUCCCUUUUGCAGAAGGCCUGUAUCACUUUUAUCACAAUGGCCUUGCAAAGGCCAAAAGAAGACGCAGCCUACACCACAAGCAGCAGCUGGAGAGAGACCCCAGGGUGAAGAUGGCCCUACAACAAGAAGGAUUUGACCGUAAAAAGAGAGGGUACAGGGACAUCAAUGAGAUUGACAUCAACAUGAACGAUCCCCUUUUUACAAAGCAAUGGUACCUGUUCAACACUGGGCAAGCUGAUGGCACUCCUGGGCUAGACUUGAACGUGGCUGAAGCCUGGGAGCUGGGAUACACCGGGAAAGGAGUGACCAUUGGAAUUAUGGAUGAUGGAAUCGAUUAUCUCCACCCAGACCUGGCCUACAACUAUAACUCUGACGCAAGUUAUGACUUCAGCAGCAACGAUCCCUAUCCCUACCCACGAUAUACAGAUGACUGGUUCAACAGCCAUGGAACCAGGUGUGCAGGAGAAGUUUCCGCAGCAGCCAGCAACAAUAUCUGUGGAGUCGGUGUGGCAUACAACUCCAAGGUGGCAGGUAUCCGGAUGCUGGACCAGCCUUUUAUGACAGACAUCAUCGAGGCCUCCUCUAUCAGUCACAUGCCUCAAAUGAUAGACAUCUACAGUGCCAGCUGGGGUCCCACAGACAAUGGGAAGACGGUUGAUGGACCCCGGGAGCUCACACUCCAGGCCAUGGCUGACGGUGUGAACAAGGGCCGUGGGGGAAAAGGCAGCAUCUACGUGUGGGCUUCCGGCGAUGGCGGCAGCUACGACGACUGCAAUUGCGAUGGUUAUGCGUCAAGCAUGUGGACGAUCUCCAUCAACUCAGCCAUCAACGACGGCAGGACUGCCUUGUACGACGAGAGCUGUUCUUCCACCUUAGCAUCCACCUUCAGCAAUGGGAGGAAGAGGAAUCCCGAGGCUGGUGUGGCCACCACAGACUUGUACGGCAACUGUACUCUGAGACAUUCUGGGACAUCUGCAGCCGCUCCUGAGGCGGCUGGCGUGUUCGCCCUGGCGCUGGAGGCUAACCUGGAUCUGACCUGGAGAGACAUGCAGCAUCUGACUGUGCUCACCUCAAAGCGGAACCAGCUCCACGAUGAAGUCCAUCAAUGGCGACGGAAUGGGGUUGGCCUGGAAUUUAAUCACCUCUUUGGCUAUGGUGUCCUCGAUGCAGGUGCCAUGGUGAAAAUGGCUAAAGACUGGAAAACUGUCCCUGAGAGAUUCCACUGUGUGGGAGGCUCCGUCCAGAACCCUGAAAAAAUACCACCCACUGGCAAGUUGGUACUGACCCUCCAAACAGAUGCAUGUGAGGGGAAAGAAAACUUCGUCCGCUACCUCGAGCAUGUCCAAGCGGUCAUCACAGUCAACGCGACCAGGAGAGGAGACCUGAACAUCAACAUGACCUCCCCCAUGGGCACCAAGUCCAUUUUGCUGAGCCGGCGUCCAAGAGACGACGACUCCAAGGUGGGCUUUGACAAGUGGCCUUUCAUGACCACCCACACCUGGGGGGAGGAUGCCCGAGGGACCUGGACCCUGGAGCUGGGGUUUGUGGGCAGUGCGCCACAGAAGGGGUUGCUGAAGGAAUGGACCCUGAUGUUACACGGCACCCAGAGUGCCCCAUACAUCGAUCAGGUGGUGAGGGAUUACCAGUCUAAGCUGGCCAUGUCCAAGAAGCAAGAGCUGGAGGAGGAGCUGGACGAAGCCGUGGAAAGGAGUCUGCAGAGUAUCCUGCGGAAGAACUAGGGCCAUGCUUCCAUCGCCACCGCCCCUCCUCCCUGUCUCUGCCUCUGUCCUUGCUCCACGGUUCUGGCCGCCACCAGCCACCCAGCAAUUCCUGUUACCCCCAUACAAACAACCCCAGCCUGGUCUGCAGCUUUGCUCACUGUCCAUGAUUAUUUUCACUACAAUGGAAGCAAUCAUUUUUAAUUCUGUAGCCCAAAUACAGCAUUCCUACCAACAUCUAUGUCCUAUGUGUGACUCGACCUUUAUUUCUGUCCUGUAAGUGGGUGAUACACUGUAAACAAAACAGGUAAAUCUUUGUCCUCAAUUUUUUUUUCCAUAUCUGAGAAGAAAAAAAGAACGCAUCUAAAAAGCCACACUUGGUGGCUCAGGAACACAUGUGGUCUCAGCCAAAGUGCUGUUACACUCAUGGAAGUGCAAGCUGGCAGGGUGAGCUCCGCAGCUCCAGCACAGGGUGGGCGGUGGCUUGAACGAAGCAAGACUAUUCUGGGAUGUAAACUGAGGUUGCACGAUGAAAUAGAUGACAUCCCUAGGGAACCCCAAACACUGGGCAGGGUGAGGAAACUUCAAAGACACACACAUGGAAAAUUCACCACCAAUACCCAAAUCGUGUUCCUUCCGCCCAGCCAGGGUGACAUAAAACUGAAGCAUAUGACUCUUCUGUCCCCAGCUGCUGCUCUGAAUUGGUAUAGAAUUAACUGGAGCAGCCAAAAAUGCCUGUCUUGCACACAGUUCAUCCACACACCCUCAGUUCCCCGGUACCCUUUACACGGCCACCCAAGGGGGAAAGCCGCAAGGCAGGUCACGCAGCUGUCUGACGAAGGGCAGUUUACCGUUUUAGAAACAGGAGCAUUCCUUCUCCUGGGGGGGGGGGGGGUUAGACGUCUUUGACGUGACAUAACCAAGAGGUAACAGGUUUUCUGUUUUGUUUUGUGUUGCAUUUUGAUUUGUUGUUGAUAGCUUUACCCACAUCCACUUGAGCUUGGAUUUCCCAAAAGCAUCACUGGAGUGCAGUGUCUCCCUUCCUCAAAUUGUGCUUUCAUUGAUGUGCCGGGCAAACGGGCCACUGUCCCAGAAGUAGCCGGUAGAUGAAAGGGGUACAUCAGAAGACACAAGUGUCCAUAUUCAAGUGGACCUAGACUUGCAAGGAGCCUGUCCCACUAAGAGGGACAUGUGCCACCUCAUUCCCUAUAACUGGAGGCCAGAAGGAAGCAAGCGACAGCCUCUUUUAGAAAAGCACAUAUCAUCUUGGCAACUCAAACCCUUGAGAAUCUCUAACAAGGGGACAGUUGUCAACCUUAAAUGACAUCAUUUCAUUUCCAAACAGUUAUUACCAAAGUCACCCAUGGUCACUUGGUGUCCCCACCCAACGAUUGGCGUCUUGCUCAAAUCUCAGUGUUCAGUCAUCCCACCCCCAUCCCCAGCACUGGGGUCCCCAUUCCCUAAGGGCAGCAUCUUUAAGAGAGAAUCGUGGAAAGCUUCUUUCAUUCUUUUUCUCCAUCAUAUUAGCAAGAAUCUCGACUUCUCUGACACCUUGUAACUUUCCCUGUAUCAUGCUUUUCAGUGUAAUAAUAUUUAUGAUUUUUUAAAGAAAUUUAUUACUUGUUGCAAAAGUCUUUUUCAACCACCUUAUAUUUAAAGAAAAAAAUGGUAAUCACUGAAAAUUCAUUUCACGUUAAUGGUCUGGAAAUAAACCAAAGGACAUUAUGUGUGCAUGUAUGCAUAAGUGCACACAGAAAUAUAUAUACAUAUGUAGACUAUAUACAUGUGUAUAUGUGUGUAUAUAUAUACUUGUAAAAAUGUACAUACACACAUAUACCUAAAUAUGUGUGUAUUCUGUAUGUACUGAAGAAAUAGCCACCAUAUACAUCUCUAAAAGAGUAUUCAGAAAAUAUCAUAAUGAUUCUGGCUGAAUAAAAGGCCGGUGGAUAUUCAGGUGAAAUGUCUGUUCAUCUCUUCCCAAUAUGACACCUCUGUAAUUUUGAAGCUCUCUGUAUAAACAUUAAUGUCUUAUAUAAGCAGCAGAAAUAUAACAUAGUUGUCCAUAUUUUCACAUUUGUGGUAUAAUUUAUGAAAUUAGAGAGUAACUUAUCAGCUUCUUAAUAUAAAUGGCAAGUUUUGAUAUGAGUAUAUAGUAUAUAAAGGUAUAUAAUGCUAAAUAUAAUAUUUGGUCUCUAUUUCAUUUUUGGCAUCAGUAUUAACACAAAACUAUGUCUACACAGUGAUGUUUUUAUGAUGCCCUUGAUUUUAAUGCAAGAGACAGUUAUUUAUUUUCAAAACUGAAAAUAAGUAAAUAACAAUCAGGUUAAUAUUGUUACUCCAUGACAAAAAAAAUUUUUAAGGAAAUUUUAAAAAUAUGUUGUACAUUAGGAGGCUAAACAAUAAAAUAUA